This is a messenger RNA of Myiozetetes cayanensis, 10168 nucleotides long. It is a transcript of the gene CENPC, whose product is annotated as centromere protein C. NCBI's taxonomy places the organism in Eukaryota, Metazoa, Chordata, Aves, Passeriformes, Tyrannidae. The coding region runs from base 30 to 2801 and encodes 923 amino acids. Gene Ontology annotation, molecular function: centromeric DNA binding. The record is from RefSeq and is a predicted model, not a curated record. Gene Ontology annotation, biological process: spindle attachment to meiosis I kinetochore; kinetochore assembly; attachment of mitotic spindle microtubules to kinetochore. The transcript has 18 exons. Gene Ontology annotation, cellular component: kinetochore.
CGCGGGGCGCGCGCGAGCCCCGUCCCGGGAUGGCGGAGGCCUUGGAUCAUUUAAAAAAAGACUACAGAGCAAGAUUCUGCCAUGGAGGAGGAACUAAGAUUGAUAUACAACCGGGUCAAAAUGUACUGAAACUCAUUCAGGAUUGUUUUGAAAGUUGCAGCAGUGAUCUUACAAUAAACUCUCCAAAUGCAACCCUUUGCCCAGCUCCUAUUGUCAAAAGUGGGAAGAGGACUUCAACGCAGAGCCAGAAGCCAAAGGCAGGAUCAAACAAGUCUGUGAAAAAAGCCUGUAAUUCUCCAGAAUCCUCAUCUACAUCACUGCUAAAACCAGUCAGCAGCAGAGCAGGACAGUCUUGUGAAUCACCCUUGAAGCCUGCAAUACAUGAUGGUGUAGCUGUUUCUGAAAAAACAGAGUCUCCUGUGUCUAAAAGCAAAAAAAAUACAUUAGAAGAUGUUGAAGUGCUGUGCCGAAGUCCUACCUUGUUUUUGGACCCUGAGGAUGAUCACAGGUCUGUUGGAUCACCUUUUCCUGUGGAGAAAGGGAGAAGUUCUCCUGUACUUAAAUUGUGUUUUGAUGGCUGGAAUACACCUGCUGCAGCAAAGAGCUGUGGAGAAGUUGAAAAUUUGGAAGUACCUCAGACUGGGAGAGAUGAGCAGGUUGUUCUUGUGCAAGGAACAGAACCUGUUGCUACAUCUUGUAUGCAGAAAGAGAAGACUGUCUCUUCAGCUCUCUUAGCAACUGUAGCAACUGGAACACUUCGACAGAGGUAUUCAGCCUCGCUAUCACCCCCAUCACCUCCUCCUAUGAAAGAUCAAGAUAUAGAAAUCGAAAAUGAAUGUGAAUUUUUAAUUGAUGAAUCAGGUGGUGCAUCUUUUACUUCUUGGAUUUCAAUACCCAGUAAGAACAAAAAAUUGAAAAAAGAUGGCUCUGCAACUCCUGCUUCUAAAUCUCAGCCCUCUGAAAAGAAGAAGACACAGAGUAAGAAAGGCAAGAACAGGGAAGCGCAGGUUGAAGCACUUACUAAACAGAAACCGAAUAAUCUGGAUGUUGGAGCAUUUGACUUCAAAAGAACGUCAAAGUCAGAUCCAGUCUCUAACAGUGAAGGAGAGGUCCUUAAAUCUCAAAGCCAAAAGGGUACUCAUACAGGAAAGACUAAAAAGGAUGCACUUAGACAAGACUCUCCAAACCAGAAAAAGAACGCAUCCUGGAAAACACUAGCUGAAAAACUGAUGUUGUCAUGGUCUGGAUUGGAAACAGAAGCAUCUGAUGCAGAAAAAUGUAAAACAAGGGUGCUGCCAAGUGAAGAUUUGCCUAUGCCCUCAUCUGGGCAUCAGCAAGAACAGACUGUGUCUCCAAAAAAGUCUCUCAAGUCUUCCAAGAAUACGCAGUCAGCUUCAAAAGCUUCUCAGCAUUUAGAUAAGAGGAAACAAACUGCUAAGCAGAAACUUCCAAAAGUUAAAGUAGCUAAGAAAGUGGCAGUAAGUCCAAAGAAGGAGCUUAAAAAAUCUGUCCAAAAAAGUAGUAAUAAAAAACCUCAGUUACAAAGAGAGAAGAGUUCUGACAGUGAACCUAGUGAAGAAGAGCAUGAAAGAGAGCCUGUAGAUCUGAAAGACGUAUGCACCACACCCCUGCGUCAGAAAUUAGGGACUCCCAUGACUCAGAAAUUGGCUGUGUCUGAAAAGCCUAGAAAUGUGUUGCACACACUGGAGUCACCUGGCGGUGCAAAUAAACGAACUCCUGUGAAAGCACUGCAGCGUCCCAUGGACAGUGUGAAGAAGUCUGAAAAGAAACAGUUGCCAGCCAAGAAUUCAGGGAAGAUACCCGAAAAGAUUACUUGCAGAACCAAUGAAGCUGUUUACUCAAACCCUGAGGACACGGAGUCUCAAACAGAUUCUGACAGCUCUUCUGUACAGAACGUGGCGAGGAAAAAACAGAAAUUGUCAGAUGUGAAAAUAAAAAAUAACAAAAGAAAACGUAACAGGCAACAUGGACCGCAAGAUUCCUUUGUGGCUGAGAAGGCUGUGAACUAUGAAAGUGGGCCUGUCCUAGAACAUUGUGAUAAAUUUGCUUUCAGCAGUAAGUCUUGUGAACAUUAUGAUUCAUCUUCAGAGAAUUUUGAUGACUUGAAUUACAAAGUAACAGAUCCGUUGUCAGACAACAUAGCAAGGCAUAAAAUAGUGAUGCCUUCCAACACACCUAACGUUCGUCGAACAAAAAGGAUACGGCUAAAACCUCUGGACUAUUGGAGAGGCGAGCGCAUAAACUAUUCUAUGAACUCUUCAGGAGGGCUUGUGAUUAGUGGAUUAGUGCAUCCAGAUACACAACCUUGCAGUAAGAAUAAACAGAAGAAAGAUCGUCACAAGCAGAAAACGAAUAAAACAAAGAGAAGAGAGAUACCUGCAAGUUUGGAUCACAACCUAGCUGAUACUUCUAAGCCAACCAUUGUGCUGGACCCAGUAACAAAUGAGGAGGUAGUUCUAGAAUGUGUUAACACUGAAAGCAGUCACGCUUGCUCCUUCAAAGAUGAAGCGGUAGAAAUAUACAAAAAUUUGAAUACAUCUGUUUUUGCAACUGGUAAAUUGAUUUUGAAACCACUUAAAGAAAAGGGACACCAGUUUGUCCACAUGGAUACAAUAGCUUUCCAUAUUAUCCGUGGCAAAAUUAUUGUUACGUUACAUAAGACAUCAUAUUAUCUGACUGCAGGGGACUCCUUCUAUGUUCCACCAGGAAAUGGAUAUAACAUACGUAAUCUUCUGAACGAAGAAAGUAUUCUUCUCUUCACGCAACUCAAAGUCAGGUGAAGAACCUUCUGCAGAGAAGUUUGCUGAAACACUUUUCAAGCUUUUGUAUGUUCUGGAGUUCUUUUUACAUACAAAAAAUGUUUUAGUGUGCCCACCUUAACAUUACAAAUUAAAACAGAGCAGGUGAAAUCAAACAUAAGAAGAGUUGAGAACAAAACCAAAAGAACCUCAGUAGUUUGCUGUCAAACUAAAAUGAGAUACUGAAGGGCCUCACUCUGCAUCAACUACUGUUCUUGUGCCAUCCAGUGACAGAAAGAUACAAGUAUGAAAUGUGUGGGUAUAUUUAUUGUUCCAAAUUGUAUCAAUAUGCUUAAUCUCCCUAAAGAUACUUAGCACUUGAAAAAAUGUUGACAUCUUCAGCUAUCUGAUAGAUAGUCUUAACAACUGCCUGGUACAAACUGCUUAGAGUAAUCUCUGUUUAAAUGAUGAACCUGCUGUUUGCAUUCCAGUAAUUGUUGUCUGGGAGAUGGGCUGCUGAAAUGUUUGUGCGCUGGGGUCCAGCCGCCUUCUAAAUAUGUUAAUGACAGGCAUUUGUUCCUUGUCUGGCAGCUGUAUGAUUAGUGCCUCCAGUUCCAAUAGUAAAGCAGAAGCUUUUAAGUAGGAGCUUAUCAGUUGUGUCUUUUGUGUGGAAGCUGUGGCCUGAUUAGCUCUGAACAUUGUUGAUAGCUUUAUUUUGCAUAACAGCGAUAGGUCAUUGCCAAAUAUAUUACUUUAAUAUCUCCUUUUGAUUUCCUUGCUGUGUUCCUGGAUAGUAAUGAGGACCUUUGGGAAAGCUGUAAUUAUACUACAUACUCCAGAAGCCAAGUCUAGACAGCAGAUGGUAUCCAUAGCAUUUGUCUCCCAAGCUCUUCAAUGUUCCUUCUGGCUGAAGAUAAACUACAGCUAUUCUGAUAGGGUGCUUUCUCUCUCUGGUCACUGCUAUCCUCAAAGAGGAGGAGAUAAGGGAAAUUGAAUUGGAAUCGAGAACUUUUAAGGAUUUGAGGGUUGAGUGUUGACCUCGUAAAUGAUUUUGGCCAUGAUCUUUAUGCUAAAUCUAGAGUAUACAUUAAAGUAGGAAAAAUGAAUUGGCGUUCAGAUGCCAGCUAACUUUGUGUAUCUGUGAAAGGGCUUGGACACCAAGAUUGCCACGCUUCUGUGAAAGGUCCUUUAGGCUGGGGAGUGGGUUGAGAUACUACUUUUUGUCAUGCUCUUUCAAGUAGUAGUUCCUAUACCUGGUGCAUACUGACGCACUGGAAAUACUUGGUAGAGGUUAUGUGACAUCUUUUCGUUCAUGACUGGGUAACAUGUAACUGGGAAGAUGAAACAGGAACAUGCCUUUUGCCAUUUAGUUCUGCCUCUGUCUUGAUACGAACUAUUUGUAUCAGAGUUCAGACUACACAGAAGGAACUUUUUUUCCCAGCCUCAACUUCCGUGAGCAGUUUGAGUUAAAAUUUUAAAGAGAAAAAGUCAUUUAGUUACUAGAUACGAGUUUGAUGUUGACUCAGAUGAGAAGUGAUAUGUUACCCUUCUCAUACCAGGCACUGAUGUGUCUUCCCCCACUGCACUGUACUGGCACACUGCAGCAAGGUUUUGAGUUGGUUUUCUUUUGGGUCAAGAGUAAGUGGUGAGAAAUAUGUCCUUCAGGAUGCUUCCUUAGGCAGAAGUAACGUGGAGGCCUUUUCCUGACACAGGCUGGAAAGUGCAGGUGUUCAAAUGCAGGUUUGAGGUCAGCAUGCCUGUUUGCAUUUUCCUAAUUCUGUGUCUGGGAGUGUCAACAGAAUAGGGUGAAUUUGGUAAAGUAUGUUGCUUUUUAGUCUGGAUGGGUUUGUUGCUUUCUGAUUAGUCGGUUUCUUGGGAGAGAUGUCCUGUGUGAUUCGAAGAGAACAUUUUGUAGUUGGACUACAUCUCAAAAUGUUUGUGUUUUACUUCUUUUUUUGAGAAGCAAUACCAGUUGUGCCAAGGGAUGUUCUCUGGAAUAUUGCUGUAGCUUAGCAACACUUCUACUGUUUGCCAGUAGAUGGGGCUUCAAGCACAGCUGUUUGUUCUUUGCUGGCCUCUGUGUUCCAUCAGGGUCUGGUUUUUGAAAGGGAGCAAGAAGUGUGUUUCAGGUGGAGAUAAAUUCAGUUGAAUUCUGUUGCAAGGAAGUGUAAAUCAGUUGCCAUUAACAGUAGGACUUGGUCCUGAAUGCUGCUAGGUUCAUUCUGUUAGCAUGGAUGUUGUACUAGUUGCAGCCACUUUCUCAAAAUUGUUUUUUUAAAUCAUCAGUGCACUGCAGGAGUUGUUGGGUUGAGCUGGAUUGUUCACUGUUGGCCAGGAUUACAUUUUAAUUUUUUUAAUUCAACUGGACACUUGUAUGAAAUUUACUUCUGUGUCAUUAGCCUGAAUGUAGUGUGGGGAGGUGCAAGAGGAUCUUCAGAGUUCCAGGACUUCCAUGGCUGCUGAGCUCUGCAGCGUGUCAAUCAGUAAUCAGUCGCUGGUCAGAAGCAGCAGCAGAUGUUUCACCUCUGCCUGGUCUUGUUUUGGCUGCAUUUUUGUGUACAUCAGGCCAAAUUGGAUUUUGCAAAUAAAAAAACCGUUUCCAAAAUGUGAGAAGUUUGCAGUCUUCUUCCUGCAUAUGUGUGAUUCUUUUUACCAGGAUAUUUUCUACUCUGCUGAGUAGUCUCGUUCCACUGGCUACUGCAGUUUAGCCAGGUUUUUGUUAAGCUAGGCUGACAGUGGUUAGCCGGUGUUACCUGUGGUGGAGUGAAGCUGGGAGCACUGUUGUGUGAGAGACAAGGCCUUUUCUGCUGACUGUGAGAUAUACAUACUGUUCCUGGAGGAUGCAUAGUGAUAUCCUGCAGGAUAUCCCUGUUUUAGUGUAUUAAUUCAUUGCUUUCUGUCAACAGUAAUUGAGAGAGCUGGAAACAAAAGCCAAGUCAAAUAUUUCAGCUUCAUGUUAGUAGGUACAUGUAUUCUGUAGUAGGUACUCUGGUAACAUCCAGAGACUUGUUUUAAGGAGCUUAGCUGAGAAGUCCCACCACAAUAAAACAUCAGAGUUUUGAAGGCUUUGGCUCCCUUUGAAAAAAAUUACAGGUUAGUAGGUUCUUCUGCAGAUCUGUCUCUUUGUAGUUUUGUUUGGUUAGAAAGCUGUUCCUGUUUUACUAAGCAAAGCUUAGUAAAAGAAGCAGAAGAAUAAUUGCAGAACUGUCAGAUGUGUAUGCACAUCCAUAUUUGUACAACUCUGUAAACAUAAAAUAGGAGAUUGUGAGCUGAGUAAUUACAGAAAAAAAUAAACAGGACCAAUAAAACAAACUGUUGAGGCACAUAUACAGCUUCUUCUGUUUUUCGAGUGCACAGCUAAAUUGGUUAUCUGCAGAUGAUUUUAAAUUAACAUUUGGGGAAUACAAUAAACCUAAAGAGCUAUUUCCGCAUUUCAUAACAGCUGAAAAGGCAUUUCAGCAUGAAGGAAUAUUUCUCACAUUUUUACUGAUGUAUAGACUCUGCAUGAUGCCUUUUGUAAUGCAGGCUUUACUUUAAGUGCUGAUUGAUUGCGGAUAAUACAUCUAACUGAAGAGCAUGGACCGUGCCUCUUUAAUGGUAUUGACAGCUGUUGUAACUGAAUAUCUUAAUCUUUCCAAGCUCGUACACUUCCUUUGCAGAAUAUCCUGUCACUUCAUGGAUGAUCACAAAUGCAGUCAGAAGAGAUCUCAAAGCCAAACUUUUCUCAGAUUGUGUGGACAAGCUUCAUUUAGGAUUUGACAGCCAAAAUGAUUCCUAUGGGUCAAUUCUACAAUGAAAGCGGUGGUUGAUCAUCAGUCAAAACAGUCAGCUGCAGGUUAUUAGGGAAGGAAUACAUGAAAAGAUGUGCCGCCAGAGCUGCCCUGUGUCCUUAAGCCCACCCACAAAGCUCCUGUUCUGAUAUGCUUCAGUUAAGCUUCUGUGCCCAAGCAAAGAUGUACACAAAAGGUUGUAAAACCACAUGUACUUUGCAUUUCUUCUGCAGUUGUCUCUCGUAUGAAGCACAAGAGGAACAGUGAUUGAAACAAGGAGCUGGAAGAAGCAAAAUGUUUGUCAGUCUGACUGUUCAGCUGAGAUACAAAUCUGAAAGUGUUCACAGGAAAGAAUAUUAAUGUCUAGAAUAAGACUUUUAACUUCUCUUUGCAGCUUGAUAGCUAAGGACUUAAAUUUGAAAAACUGAAGACUAGUCUUGACUAGUAUUUAGGAAGUUUGUUAAGUAGGUGCGAUAGCUGUCAACACACAUUAUUUCAUUCAUCUUAUUAGUUUUUUUCAGUGUCCUGGUGUUUAAAGUUGCCUUUUCCUGAGUUUUCAGCAGCAGUAACUGAAAUGAGAAUUGAUCAAGAUGGCAGAUGCAUGAUAACGCUGUGCGCGUAUCUACUGGAAUCAACGUACCAUAAAGAGGGAGAGGAAAGGAGUGAUAUGAGAGGUGUAAAUAUAACGAAGAGCUGUAUUAGUGUCCAAAGGUCUUGCAGAUUGGUUAUGCAAAGGGUUUUCAAUGAAACUCAAUAACUUUGGAAAGAGAUAGGUAUGGGUAAGGGUUUCUGGUGUUGGUGCCACGAGGACGCAGCUGUCUGUACUGGUAACCUACACUCUUGGUUUGGAUUCUAGUAGUGAUACAAUUAGUUGGGUUUAAGAUCAAUUAUGUUGUCUUCUCUGAAAUUACAGCAUUCAGGUAAUGAGCAUGAUGUAUAAUCCACUGAAAAAGAGGCCUGAACUUGCUGAAGUUUAUCAUUUCUUUAUGUUAGCAACAUUUUUGUGUUGUGAUACAGUGGGAGUAAUUCCAAGAAAUGAAAGUUAGUAAUGAAAAAGCUUUUUUCAAACAGAAUCUGAACUUGGAAUUUUAUUGCUGACGAAGAGCGAACUCCCCUAGGAUGCAGUAGCCUGUACACUGAAGAAACUGAGUAGUUCUCCUGUAUUUCAGUUAGUGCCAAGUCAGCUCUGAGGCUAAUUAAUCAAAACAAAUUUACAAUUAAGCCCAGGAAGGAAGACUAAUUAAGUAGACAGUUAAGAAAAGUGCUGAAGAAGGGAGCAACCUUAAGGGGAAAGUAUGAGACUCCCAGUACUGGCCCAUGAAGGACAAUUAAGUGAUAAUUGCAGAGAAAUUUUUGCAUCCAGCAAAUGCCGUCUGCCUUUUAUUGUGGCUGAUUUUUCUUAUUAGUAGAAGCAGACAUUUGCCUGAUGAGCUACUAAGCUUUACUGUGCACUCUUAAGGUAAUGCAGAGGUAAAGCAGAGAGGUCGCUGCAGGAAUGAAUUAGAACACAGCUCCCAUACUUGAACAGUAUUUUAGGUAGUGAAAAAGGCCCGCUGUGUUUUAAAGACAAACUUACUUCAAAUGUUUUCUUUAUUUGCCUUUUCAUUUUGUGGCAUGCCAAGUCCACGUUAGCAUCCUGUUUAACUUUUCAAACACAAUUUUCAAACAAAUUACACUGAGUGAACUAUCAGAAUUUAGAAUAGCUUCAUUUUGUUCAUCUGCUCACACCACUGAAGUUCGCAGAAAUUUCAUUACCUUGUGAUGAAAUGGCUCUGUCGCUUAUGUCCUUAUAUUGGGUUUGCACAGCCAGGUAGUUUGGUAGUGGUGGAGGUGGAGUACUUGGAGGGGGCUCCUGUGAGAAACUGCCAGAAGCUGCCCUCAUGUCCAACAGAGACAAUGCCAGCUAUCCCCAGUGUGGGCCUGCCGCUGGCCAAGGCAGUCAGAGAUGGUGGUAGCGCCUCUGUGAUAUCAUUUAGGAAGGAAGAAAAGCUACUGUACAGAAGUAAUUAUGGACAGAGAAGAGGGGAGCGAGAAUAUGUGAGAGAAACAGCCCUGCAGACACCCAGGUCAGUGCAGAAGGAGAGGGAGAAGGUGCUCCCGGUGUUGGAGCCUGUGAUUCCCCUGUAUCCUGUGACUGUAACUGAGUGAGUGAUCUCUCCCUGACCUCAUCUCAACCCAGGAGCCUUUUGUUGUGUUUUCUCCCCUCCUGUCCAUCUGAGGAAGGGGAGUGAUAGAGCAGCUUUGGUGGGCACCUGGCAUUCAGCCAGGGUCAACCCACCUCAGUCCUGCACCCAGUGCUGCCUGACACACUUGUGGUUUUUGAUGGAAAAAAGGAGGAGGGACGUGUAACAGGAGAACUGUUUUGACUGCAAAUAAUUUAGAUUCUCUUCUGAAGGACUGCUUAAGCUUGCAAAGCUAAUCUGUGGUGAGAUGCUGAGGGUUGUAAAUGAGGUGCAUGCCCCAGACCUCCUGUGUCCCUCCCUGCUCAUUUCCACUGAACCGUGAUGCUAAUGUAGUACAAUACCUCUCUUAAUCAAUUUGACUUAGCAUGGGCUAAAAAAUCUGCUUAAAUGUCCACCUUUUUUUUUUUUAUUUGACACUUAACUGGAACUUGAAUUAUUUCAGAAAUUAUAGUGAAUAUCCUCAUGAUACAAUGAGGAUCCAAUGAGUAUCCUCAAAUAUUAAUAAAAAUUUUGAUAGUAAUUUCCUUUUCUUCAUGAAUUUCCAUGUGUACAUGCUGCCACUGUGACACACUGUAUCCUUCUAUAAAAGUUGGCGGUUGUGUACUUGAAGUAUCUGCCCAAGGUGCAUUAUUGUCUCCUUUUUCCUUCUUCCUUCUUCCUUCCCCUUGGAACAGGCUGUGGAAUAAGGCAUUCAUCUGCCACUGUUUCAGCUCAGCUGCUGUAUCAAGUUUCAAUCUGCUCCUUCAUUUUUUUUCUUGCUGCCUAAACUAAUUUCUUGCCCUAUUUGGAUGCAUUCCCCUGCCAAAGGUUUCUUUUCUAUCCUUUUGCUGCUUGCAGGGAUUGAAUAAUUUUUUAAACUCAGUUUCAGGUAUUUAAAUUAUUUCAGAGGUGUUCUUCUACCUGAAGGUUCCUUUGCCUACCCCUCCUACAAGUUUUGUACAGGGCCUGGUGAAGCUCCCAAUUUUCACUCUCAGAGAAGUGAUGGAAAGCUUUCUUUGGCCUUCAUUCUUUGUAAGACUUUAGUGUCACUUUAAUCCCUAGAAGGUCAACUUAGGAUGUCAUUGGCAAGGUGUUUGCUGUUGUCAUCAUCUGCUCUUUUCCUGGCUGCAGAAGCAGAACUGAGACUGCUUCAGGCCUGCGUGGUUGCUCUUGAGCCUCAUCUGUCUGUUGAGGCUGGCUCUGCAGUGCUGAAAGAAUCCAUCUCAACACUGUUCCCCGUGGCCAGACUUAUCCCAGAGCCUCAUAACACUGUGCUUUUUGCUCCUCUUGUAGCACUAAUUCAGCAUGCUGGUGACUUCCUUUGCCUUGGCACAGUCUUGCCAUGGCUCUGCCAUCACUUAGGCACCACGCCAUACCCUGAUUUUGUAUUGGCAGGCUAGUUCAGGCAUUCACCUGCUCUUACAUCUUCAUUCCUCUUGCCGGUGGGAACGCCAUUUGGUGCCAGCUGGUUUUGGCA